Molecule: messenger RNA, 2158 nt
Organism: Lagopus leucura (white-tailed ptarmigan)
Lineage: Eukaryota; Metazoa; Chordata; Aves; Galliformes; Phasianidae
Gene: BRD7
Product: bromodomain containing 7
Exons: 17
Coding region: 57-2009 (650 amino acids)
Biological process (GO): regulation of transcription by RNA polymerase II
Cellular component (GO): nucleus
Source: RefSeq, a predicted model, not a curated record
CGCCGCUGCUCGGCGGGGCCGGUAUCCGCCCCGGCAGCGCGGUCUGUCGGGCCGCCAUGGGGAAGAAACACAAGAAGCACAAGUCGGACAAGCACCCCUACGAGGAGUACGUAGAGAAGCCGCUGAAGCUGGUGCUGAAAGUUGGAGGGAACGAAGUUGCCGAACUGUCCACUGGAAGCGCGGGGCUUGAUUCCAGUCUGUAUGAGGACAAAUCCGAGCAUGAAAAGCACAAGGACAGAAAAAGGAAAAAGAGAAAGAAGGGAGAAAAACAAGUUCCUGGAGAAGAGAAGGAGAAAAGAAAGAGAAAAGUUAAGGAGGAUAAAAGGAAACGCGAUCGAGAACACCCAGACAGUGAGGGAGAGCAGGAACUGAAAUGUCAGACCCCUGUCAGAUUGGAAUUAUCACCAGAGAAACCAUUAACGAGUACUUUAUCAAAACAGGAAGAGGUGGAGCAGACACCGCUUCAGGAAGCUCUGAAUCAACUCAUGAGACAGCUACAAAGAAAGGAUCCAAGUUCUUUCUUUUCAUUUCCUGUGACUGAUUUUAUUGCCCCUGGCUACUCCAUGAUCAUUAAAAAUCCAAUGGAUUUUAGUACUAUGAAAGAGAAGAUCAAGAACAAUGGGUACCAGUCCAUAGAAGAAUUAAAGGAUAACUUCAAAUUGAUGUGUACUAAUGCAAUGACAUACAACAAACCAGACACCAUUUACUACAAAGCUGCAAAAAAACUGCUGCACUCAGGGAUGAAGAUACUUAGCCAGGAGAGGAUUCAGAGCCUGAAACAAAGUAUAGAAUUCAUGGCUGAUCUGCAGAAGACGAGGAAACAGAAGGACAAGGUAGAACUGCAGCUAAGUGGAGAUGAAAGUGGUUCUGGAAAAGACAAAGGAGAACCUGUGGAUGGCGAUACCAAAGCUUUCAAAACACCCAACAAGGAACACAAAAAGAAGGACAAAGAUCUACUUGAAGACAAAUUAAGAAUCAAUAGCUUGGAAAGGGAACAAGAGCAGAUUGAUCGUAUUGUUAGAGAAUCUGGAGGAAAGUUAACAAGACGACUUGCAAACAGCCAGUGUGCGUUUGAAAGAAGAAAGCCAGAUGGCACAACAACUCUGGGUCUUCUUAACCCAGUUGAUCUUACUGCAGGAGAACCAGGUUACUGCCCUGUAAAGCUGGGUAUGACAGCAGGAAGACUUCAGUCAGGAGUUAAUACAUUACAAGGGUUCAAAGAAGAUAAAAGAAACAAGGUUACUCCAGUGACAUACUUGAACUACGGACCCUACAGUUCGUAUGCUCCGACAUAUGAUUCUACAUUUGCCAACAUCAGCAAAGAAGAUUCUGACUUAAUCUAUUCAACCUAUGGGGAGGACUCUAAUCAGGGAUCAUUCAGUAUUCAUGAAUUUUUGAUGAAGUCGCAAGAUUAUCCUUUCUUAAUGGCUGAUAGCUUGCUUGAUGUUCUAACUAAAGGAGGACAUUCAAGAUCUCUCAGAGAACUAGAAACGCCCCUAGAGGAAGAUGAAGGGCCCCAUGAAAGAAGUGAUGCAUUAAAAGAGAUUAUGGAAAUUGAUAUCGCUGCAAGAUUGGAUUCUGCUAAUAAUGACAGACUAACAGCCCUAAAAGCUGUUACAAACUUUGGCAUGCCUAUGGAAGAGUUUGAUUCUGAGGAGGCUGAAAUCUUCCAGAGGAAACUUGAUGAAACAACAAAGCUUCUGAGAGAACUUCAGGAUGCUCAAAAUGAACGACUAAGUACAAAACCACCCCCUAAUAUGAUUUGUCUUCUGGGUCCGUCUUACAGAGAGAUGCACUUGGCGGAGAGAGUAACCAAUAAUCUGAAGGAACUGGCACAACAAGUGACUCCAGGUGACAUUGUUAGUACGUAUGGAAUCCGGAAAGCAAUGGGAAUUUCAAUUCCUUUACCUGAUACAGAAGAUAGUGGGGUAGAUUUGACAGAUGAGUUUCAAGAACCCAAAAAGACUGUCACCAUCACUGAAAACGAAUGUGGUCCAGUUACAGUCUGAAGUGUCAGUUAAGUUUACAGGUGUUUGUUUGAUUCUAUUUAAGAACCAGAUAAACGUCCACUGGUGCAUUCACUGGGCAUGUGUAUAUUGUGUGUUAAAGAAACUACUUUUGUUUAUUAAAUUUUGGAACUGAUGAUUUUUGAAAUUGA